AUGUGGCGGGAGAAUGCAGGGAUAAAGCUGGCAAAGAUGGGGAAAAUUGGCUAUGCUCUCCUGGUACUCCAAGCUCUUCUGGCGCAAUUGGAUCUUGUUCGUGGAGCAGAGAAAAGUUAUCCCAUACUCAACAUUGCAGUGAUUCUGGGGAGGACCAAGUAUAUCACAGAGCGAGACAUCCGAGCUCUCUGGAGCAGGGAAAUGUCAGCAGACUUGGCCAUUGAUGUCAACGUAGUGACCCUUUUGGUGAACCAGACUGACCCUAAAAGCAUUAUAACGCAUGUUUGUGACUUGAUGUCAGGCACCAAGAUCCAUGGGGUAAUUUUUGGAGACGAUACUGAUCAGGAGGCGAUAGCUCAGAUUUUGGAUUUUAUUUCAUCUCAGACUUUUAUUCCAAUUCUGGGAAUUCAUGGCGGCUCCUCCAUGAUCAUGGCAGAUAAGGAUGUGAUGUCCACAUUCUUCCAGUUUGGGGCUUCUAUCCAGCAGGAAGCCAUUGUCAUGCUGAAAGUGAUGCAAGAUUAUGACUGGCAUGUUUUUUCCCUGGUGACCAGCACCUUUCCUGGAUACCGGGACUUCAUAAGUUUCAUCAAGACCACAGUGGAAAACAGUUUUGUGGGCUGGGACAUGCAGAAUGUGAUCAUACUUGAUACUGCCAUUGGGGAUGCCAAGACCCAGAUUCAGUUGAAGAAAAUUCAUUCAUCUGUUAUCCUGCUUUAUUGUUCCAAGGAUGAAGCUGUUUACAUUCUGGAUGAAGCCCGUUCCCUAGGCCUUACAGGCUAUGAUUUCUUCUGGAUAGUCCCCAGCCUGGUUAGUGGCAACACAGAAAUCACUCCCAAGGAAUUUCCUUCAGGGCUAAUUUCAGCAUCCUAUGAUGAAUGGGACUAUAGUUUAGAAGCUCGGGUGCGGGAUGCUCUUGGGAUUAUCAGCACAGCUGCAUCAGCCAUGUUGGAAAAGUACUCCUUCAUUCCAGAAGCAAAAACCAGCUGCUAUGGACAACUAGAGAAGAAUGAACGACCAUCUCACACGCUACACAAGUUUAUGAUGAAUGUGACUUGGGAAGGUAAAGAUUUGUCCUUCACAGAAGAUGGCUACCAGGCACACCCAAAGCUGGUGGUGAUAGUGCUGAACAAGGACCGGAAGUGGGAAAAGGUGGGAAAAUGGGAGAACAAGACUCUGAGCCUGACGUAUUCCGUAUGGCCAAGAUUUAGUUCUUUCGCAGACAGUGACCCUGAUGACAACCACUUGAGUAUUGUUACCCUGGAGGAGGCCCCCUUUGUCAUCGUUGAGGAUAUGGAUCCUUUGACAGAAACUUGUGUAAAAAACACUGUGCCAUGCCGUAAAUUUGUCAAAAUUAACAACUCAACUAAUGAAGGAACUAACAUAAAGAAAUGUUGCAAGGGAUUCUGCAUUGACAUCCUGAAGAAGUUAUCUAGAACUGUGAAGUUUACAUAUGACCUAUAUCUGGUGACCAAUGGGAAGCAUGGCAAAAAGGUCAAUAAUGUGUGGAAUGGAAUGAUUGGUGAAGUGGUCUAUCAGAGAGCAGUUAUGGCUGUGGGUUCUCUUACAAUUAAUGAAGAGCGUUCAGAAGUGGUUGACUUCUCAGUGCCAUUUGUUGAGACUGGGAUAAGUGUCAUGGUGUCAAGGAGCAAUGGCACGGUGUCUCCAUCUGCAUUUCUAGAGCCUUUUAGUGCUUCUGUCUGGGUGAUGAUGUUUGUGAUGCUUCUCAUUGUGUCCGCCAUGGCUGUCUUUAUAUUUGAGUACUUUAGUCCUGUAGGAUAUAACAGGAACUUAGCAAAAGGGAAAGCUCCCCACGGGCCAUCCUUCACCAUUGGAAAAGCAGUGUGGUUGCUCUGGGGCUUGGUGUUCAACAACUCUGUGCCUGUUCAAAACCCAAAAGGGACAACCAGCAAAAUCAUGGUGUCAGUUUGGGCCUUUUUUGCUGUCAUUUUCCUGGCUAGCUACACUGCCAACCUGGCUGCAUUUAUGAUUCAAGAGGAAUUUGUUGACCAGGUGACUGGGCUAAGUGAUAAAAAGUUUCAGAGGCCACAUGAUUAUUCACCCCCCUUUCGAUUUGGAACCGUUCCAAAUGGGAGCACAGAGAGAAACAUCAGAAACAAUUACCCAGAUAUGCACCUCUAUAUGACAAAGUAUAAUCAGAAAGGCGUUGAGGAUGCAUUGGUCAGCUUGAAAACUGGGAAGUUGGAUGCUUUCAUCUAUGAUGCAGCAGUGCUGAAUUACAAGGCUGGAAGAGAUGAGGGCUGCAAACUUGUAACAAUAGGCAGCGGAUACAUCUUUGCCACUACGGGCUAUGGAAUAGCUCUCCAGAAAGGGUCACCUUGGAAGAGACAGAUUGACCUAGCACUCCUUCAGUUUGUUGGUGAUGGAGAGAUGGAAGAAUUGGAAACACUGUGGUUGACUGGUAUUUGUCAUAAUGAGAAGAAUGAAGUCAUGAGCAGCCAGCUGGAUAUUGACAACAUGGCAGGCGUAUUUUACAUGCUCGCAGCAGCUAUGGCACUCAGCCUAAUAACCUUUGUCUGGGAACAUUUGUUUUACUGGAAACUCAGAUUCUGCUUCACUGGGGUCUGCACAGAUAGGCCAGGAUUGUUGUUCUCAAUCAGUAGGGGUAUUUAUAGCUGUAUUCAUGGAGUGCACAUUGAGGAAAAGAAGAAAUCACCUGACUUUACUUUGACCAGCUCCCAAACCAACAUGUUAAAACUACUGCGAACAGCCAAAAAUAUGACCAAUAUUAAUCCUUCAAGAAUUAAUUCCCCCAAAAGAACAGGUGAUUUUAUUCAAAGGGGUUCGCUAAUUAUGGACAUGGUCAUGGAUAAGGGGAAUUUGAUAUUCUCUGAAAACAGAUCCUUUCAGCCAAAGGACAACAUUUUUGGUGACAAUAUGAGUGAACUGCAAACAUUUGUCACCAACCGACACAAAGACAAUCUUAACAACUAUGUUUUCCAAGGUCAGCAUCCUCUCACACUAAAUGAAUCAAAUCCAAAUACAGUGGAAGUUGCUGUUACAGCAGAAGCAAAAGUAAACUCCAGACCCAGGCAGCUUUGGAAGAAAUCUGUGGAAUCUUUACGUCAAGAAUCGAUUCGUCAGAGCCAAGGUUCACAGAGAGAAAAUGGUUCAGAAGAAAAUAGGCAGCAUUCUGUAAAGGGCCAGAGAUACCUUCCUGAAGAGAUUGUCCAUUCGGAUGUAUCAGAGACCUCAAGCAGAACCACUUGCCAUAUGGAACCCGAAAACAAUAAUAAACACCACAAAACCAAGGACAAUGUUAAAAAAAGAUCAGUGGUGUCAAAAUACCCAAAGGACUGUAGUGAUGUGGAGCUGACAUACCUGAAAGCCAAACAAAGCACUCCUCGGGAUAAAAUUUACACAAUCGAUGCUGACAAGCAGCCAGGUCUCCACCUGAACCCACCCCCGUAUAUUGAAAAUAUUGUCCUUCCAGAGACUAUUGAAUUCCCUGCUGUUUACCAAGAUCACAAUGACAACUACAGGAAAGCAGAACAUGGUAACAGGACUCCUUUGCAUAAUGAAGACAGUCUUCCAAAUAAUGACCAGUACAAACUUUAUUCAAAGCACUAUAGCUUAAAAGAUAAAAAUGCUUCCCUAGUCGAGGUGAAUGAUAGAUACAGACAGAAUUCCACCCAUUGCAGGAGCUGUCUUUCCAAUCUGCCCAGUUACACAGGCCAUUAUUCAAGCAGGUCUCCCUAUAAAUGUGAUGCUUGCUUGCGGAUGGGGAACUUAUAUGAUAUUGAUGAAGAUCAAAUAUUGCAGGAAGCAGCCAACUCAGAGCAUCCUGAAGAAAUGUAUGAACAUGACUGGGUUCAGAAUAAUGCAAUCCAGCAUCAGAAAAAGGAUAAGCUGAGGAUCAGCAGGCAACACUCUUUCGACAACAUCCUCGAUAAGUGCCGGGACAUAGAUAUUGGAAGACCUGCUCGCAGCAUAAGCUUGAAAGAGAAAGAGAGGUUUCUAGACAGCAGCUCAUAUGCAAACACAUUUCAUGUCCCCCCAAGCAAACUGUUGAGUAACAAGAGCUCACUUGUAACGCAAACUCUGGAGGACAGUAAGCGGAGCAAAUCCCUGUAUCCUGAUCACUCUGCAGAUAACCCUUUUCUGCACUCCUAUCGUGAUGACCAGCACUUCGUUUUUGGGCGAAGUCCUGCUGAUCUUUACAAACAAUCAUUAGCAGCAAAAGCAAGAAAUGAUAAUUAUUCAAAGUCAUCCAUAAAGUCCACAGCAUCAUACAGUUCCCGAGAUGGCCGGGUCCAUAAUGAUAUGUACCUUUCAGAGCAUGUUAUGCCUUAUGUUGCAAAUAAGAAUAGUGUGUACUCAACUCCAAGAGUUUUAAAUUCCUGCAGCAAUAGACGUGUGUAUAAGAAAAUGCCUAGUAUUGAAUCAGACGUUUAA
Molecule: messenger RNA, 4413 nt
Organism: Emys orbicularis (European pond turtle)
Lineage: Eukaryota; Metazoa; Chordata; Testudines; Emydidae
Gene: GRIN2A
Product: glutamate ionotropic receptor NMDA type subunit 2A
Exons: 13
Coding region: 1-4413 (1470 amino acids)
Biological process (GO): monoatomic ion transport; excitatory postsynaptic potential; long-term synaptic potentiation
Cellular component (GO): NMDA selective glutamate receptor complex; plasma membrane
Molecular function (GO): NMDA glutamate receptor activity
Source: RefSeq, a predicted model, not a curated record